AUGGCUCAGCAACGCUCGCAGUGCAAGAUCACCCUGCCGAGCAUCAACGAAUUGUUUCCAGAACAUCUCAUGACUAUACCACCAGCGGGUACCUUCAGGUAUCCUUCGUCGACUUCUCCCGCUGAUCCUGGCGUGUGCGGUCCACCUAGCACAAAUAAUCAUUCUGCAGUGCAUUCCCCACGAACAUUGCCAUCGUCUGGAUUUGCGUCCAUGCCCAAUGUACGCGAUCACGUUCCCAGCAUCAAUGAUCGGGCAUGCUCGCAGGCAUUCCCGACCUACGCCACACCAUCCGCGUUCGUAAGCGCGCACGCCCAUGGCGGCAGCCAACAAUGCCUCGGCAGCUGCUGCGUGCCCGACGCCCGGGGAGACCCCAACGCAAGUGGAUCUACGCGCCCGGGUCACGCAGCCACAUCAUCGCAGAACGUGGCUUCCAGCGACGAUCCUGCCGUCCCGCCGCGCGUACCCACAGCUGGCGCAUUGGGCUACCCGCCAGCGUCUUCCGCUGACUCCGUGCUCGCGUCCAUCACCAAGGCGCGCCCGACAUUUCGCGUACAGCUGAACGCCCAGCCGGCGACAAUGCCUCCUUCUCUCGCAAUCUCAGCGCGCUCGAACCCCGACGGCCAUUCGAGUGCGGCCGAGCCUGCCUACGGCUACCUGUCAAACUACGCUGCGAAUACCUACCUAUCGGUGCCAAAUGUUCCAAGCAACAUCCGAACGCCACAGAGGCCAGCUCAGCAACAUUUGCUACCAGAGCACGGUGCCAGCUCGGAAGAGCGCCGACACCGUUGCCCGCAUUGUCACAAGCGGUUCAACCGUCCGAGCAGCCUAAAUAUCCACGUCAACACACAUACAGGAGCGAAACCGUUCGUCUGUCGGUAUCCCGGCUGCAACCGCACAUUCAAUGUCAACUCGAAUAUGCGACGACACUACCGUAACCACCUUACGACACGGCGGCGGGACACCGUUGCCAAGCUUGUCCGCCCGCCCUCGGCAUCCCCCUCUAUCUCCGCGUCUGCCUCGCCAGAGGAUCCGUACACGCAGCACCUCCCGUCUACCGCCUCCAGCUCCUCGCACACCUCUCCGCCGUCGUCCUACUACUCCGACCCAGAGGAGGAGCGACGUGCCGCGGAUGCACGCACAAAUGAGCAGUCCCAUGCGUACGACUAUAAAGUGGAUGAGGGCUCGGUCAGCGCGUACGUGCAGCGACCUGAAUCGUGCGUGCGCACCGACCGGUACCGCGUGCGCUCGCGCUCGUCGCCGACGCCGCGAUAUCAUAAUGAACAGGCUCGCCGGCUGGCGCAGUCGCAGUCGCAGCCCGCACCCAAUCUCCGGGAUCGCUCGACCUCCACGUCGAGUUCAAGCUGCACGAUCCCCGGGUGUACAUGCACUGUGACGAUAUCUACCGCGCUCCGGCCUGCGUUCCCCGAGUCCCUCCCGUCUCGCUCACCGUAUGCGAGGGAGCGCGUCGAGUACGAACGCGAGCGCGAGCGCUGGCGUUCGAGCUAG
Molecule: messenger RNA, 1506 nt
Organism: Sparassis crispa
Lineage: Eukaryota; Fungi; Basidiomycota; Agaricomycetes; Polyporales; Sparassidaceae
Exons: 5
Coding region: 1-1506 (501 amino acids)
Biological process (GO): regulation of transcription by RNA polymerase II
Molecular function (GO): RNA polymerase II cis-regulatory region sequence-specific DNA binding; DNA-binding transcription factor activity
Source: RefSeq, a predicted model, not a curated record